This is a messenger RNA of Medioppia subpectinata, 1686 nucleotides long. Lineage: Eukaryota; Metazoa; Arthropoda; Arachnida; Sarcoptiformes; Oppiidae. The record is from the annotation of a GenBank genome assembly.
AUGGUGUCUUCGGAUCUGUUGUUAGCCGUGAAGUGUAUGACAAUAGACACAGACCUCGAUGUCUUGUAUUUGGUUAACGCCGACAAUGAAGUGAUUAGUAUUGAUGUCAACAACUCGUCGUUGACCAAAUGCUGCGAUAUAUGUCUGGACGUCGCCUCAUAUGAAGCCAUUUGUUGUGAGUUUAUGUCCGAAGAGAGGAGUGUUUUCAUAGCCUUAACGACCGGACAUAUCGUUGUCUUCAACACAAUGACCAACACUUACGGAACCGUUGGCUGUCUGUCGGAUGGCAUACAAGCGGUGGCAUUCAGUUUGGAUCAAGAGUUGAUUGUUUUGGUCACACAAAACAAUUCAUUGGUUUUGAUGAACAAAUUGUUUGAUGUGUUGACACAAAAGGAUCUCAACACCGAUGAGUUUGGUUGCCAUGAAUUGGUUUCAGUCAACUGGGGAUCAAAAGCCACACAAUUUCACGGCGAAGGACAGCGAGACUCGCGGACACAGCAACAGACCUUUAAGUCUUACAGCGAUUUUGACGAUAAGAUUUCGCAAAUCAGUUGGCGAUCCGAUGGACUCUAUUUUGUGACCUCUUUUUUCGACCACAAGACAAACUAUCGGAAACUUCAAGUGUGGAGUCGAGACGCCGUUCUUCAGUACACGAGUGAAUGUUUGGAUGGUUUGGAAGCACUGAUCGCAUGGAAACCUUCCGGUGCUCUCAUCGCGAGCUCCCAAUUGUUGCCAAACAAACACAUGAUUGUAUUCGUUGAGAAGAAUGGCCUAAAACACGGCGAGUUUGAGUUACCGUUUACUCCCAAUUCAUUUAAAGUGCAGCACAUCUUGUGGUCAAACGAUUCCCAAAUCCUAUUAAUCAUUGGCUCAGAAACGAGGGAACAAUUGUCGCCGCAGAUUAUGAUGCUUUGGAGACAAACUAAUUAUAAAUGGGAUCUCAAACAGAGAUACGAGUUUAAAGACAAUACCAUUGUUGCUGUUAAUUGGGAUUCAAUAGAUGCGAGUCUUUUGCACGUUAUUCUAAAUAAUGGUCAAUAUAUAAGAUAUCGAUGGAAGUGGUCGACCGAUGACUUGAAAGGAAUGGUAGCAUUGAUUGAUAAAAAUCACUUAAAACUAUCUGACUUUGAGUGUUCAGUGAUUCCGCCGCCUUUCUAUUCGUAUUCAUUGGAUUUUAAGUCACAAAUACUUGAGACGUGUUUCUCGAAGAAUAAGUUAGCGGUUGUUUUGAUUGACGGAACCAUUGCUUUGUUUGAAAAAAGUGCUAAAAAGGAGACAAAUGGUUGGAAUGACUUCUUUGCCAUUACUUUGGAGAACAUGACUAAAGAGAGCGAAGAAGUGUUUAACUGUUUUUAUGCCAAUAAAUGCGAAGACAUCACAAAAUUAACGCAUUUGACUGUCGAUGAAACGGGUCUUCUCUAUGUUAAAGUUUUAGACAUUACAACCGAUACUGACGAUCAUAUAAUAGCGAUGAGUUGUCUGAAAGAUACGAUAGGAGUGAUUGGAAGUAGUGGUCACUUAUUGAAAGCGAACCUAAAGGACAAAGUAGUAGAUUAUUGGACGGAUAGAUGCGAUAAGAAAGUGGUGUUUCCUAAUCGCUGUUCACGACUUGAAUUAAUACAAAUCGAGAACAGAAUCGUUUCCAUCUGUCUAUCAGAAGAUCAUACCCUGUAUUUAGAUAAUGAG